AUGAACAGUCUACGAAAGAUAAUACCACAAUGCUCUAAACAAGCAUUUCCAUGGAAAAGGUUCUAUUCAAAUUCAAAAGAUUUAUCAAAAGACGAAAACAAGAUUUUGUACGAAAAACUUUUAAAUAAAAACUAUAAUAAUGAAAAACACACGGAAGCGAGCUCUUUUACCAAAUGGUUAACACCUCAUUAUAAAUUUGGACCUCCACGCAUCAUGAAUUAUGAUUGGUCAAUAAAAAGCAUUCAUUCUUGGUACAAGCGCAAAAGAGUUGAAUUUCACAAGUACAAUCAACGUUAUGUUACUGAACGAGUAAAAUCACUUGGAAGUGAUAUAGCUGUAGCACAUUUUAUUGUUUAUCGAGGCGGUGCUAUCAGAUUUCGAGGGCAAGAGGACUUUAUCAGAUGGAAUAAUAAAAAAGAAGAGUACCAUGUCAAUUUACCACUAACUUACGACCCAAAUUAUUUUGUUGAAGCUAUUGACGCACCAGACCUAAUGUUUUAUUAUGAAGGAUUAGAAAACUUUAAAAAUUUAUUCAAAUUGAAAUGGCUAUGUAUAAGAAAUAAUCCAGUUCUGGACAAUUGGUGCCUGGAUUACAUAGGGCAUGCAAUACCUAGCUUGGAAUAUUUGGAUAUUUCCAAUUGUCCUCAAGUAACAGCAGGUGGUAUAGCUGCUCUACAAAAGCUAACUAAACUCAAAACAUUAGUGAUAAAUAACAAUAAUAUAGAAGUCCAAAUGGCAUGCUUUGCGUUGGAAGAUAUAAUUCCUGGGUUAUUUGUCGUCAUUCAAGAGAGCAAUGAUGUUAAAUUACAAACAAAAAAAGAAAAUCUAGAUGUUAAUGAAGUAUAG
This is a messenger RNA of Macrosiphum euphorbiae (potato aphid), 846 nucleotides long. NCBI's taxonomy places the organism in Eukaryota, Metazoa, Arthropoda, Insecta, Hemiptera, Aphididae. The record is from the annotation of a GenBank genome assembly.